Messenger RNA from Musca domestica (house fly), 2281 nucleotides. Its product is annotated as polycystin-2. NCBI's taxonomy places the organism in Eukaryota, Metazoa, Arthropoda, Insecta, Diptera, Muscidae. The transcript has a single exon. Gene Ontology annotation, cellular component: membrane. Bases 59 to 2224 code for a protein of 721 amino acids. Gene Ontology annotation, biological process: detection of mechanical stimulus. The record is from RefSeq and is a predicted model, not a curated record. Gene Ontology annotation, molecular function: calcium channel activity; calcium ion binding.
UCUGUCCUCUGAAAUUAAUUUCAAAUUUUGUUUUCCAAUUUCCAAAUAAUCUGCCGAUAUGACAAAUCCGCCCAGUAAAGCUAUAAAAUACAACUUCCUAUUGUGCACGACUGUAAUUAUCACCAGCCUGGUCUUCUUGACCUACUACUCAGGAUUCCGCCAUGAAUCGAAGAAAUUUGCACAGAUUUUGGUGACCAUCAUUGUUGUGUUGGUUUUACGUUAUUUGCUAAUGGACCAUAUAGAGGGGCUGUUUGUGGCUCUCUACAAAUCUCUUCAAAGACAGGAUGAUAUCAAAGGGUGGCCGAAUGAGGCUAACAAAACUGCAAACAAUUCCUUGGAAUAUUUAAAGCUACGCCUGGUAACUGCCAAGGCGGAAUUCUAUUUACCCCAACAGCACAAAAAUGAAGCUGCCAAUUGCGAAUACUUGCUGCUGACCAAGGAUCUGUGGCUGUUCGGAAGAUAUUUUUUUCUCCUCCUGCUAAUGAUUGUCUAUUCCCGAAAUUCCUAUGGAUUUUUCAAUACCAGAUUAAUGAGAACGGUUUUUGUUGAAAAUCGCCUGGGGCCAAUGGGGCUGCUGCAGAUGAAAACUAUUGAGGAUGUAUAUGCGGUUAUUAAUUGGACCAUGUCGGGGUCACUGUGUCAGGGUGUGGAUUAUAGAGGCCUGCCUGUGCCAGAAUAUGGUUGGAUGGACUAUGAAAUGGCCAAGCUACUGGGGGUUGUAAGGCUCAAACAAUUACGUGUGCAGGACAAAAGUCAUGGCAUGAAGCAGCUGCAGCUUGACCGGCAAAAUUAUUUGCCCCAAUGGAAGGUCUCCAAGCGCAGGCUUUACUAUGUGCAAAAAUAUUGGAGAACUUAUUAUCCAUGGCUAUGUGAGACUCGUAAAGGUGUGAUCAAUUGGCUGCCAAUCUCCAUCCACAAGGGUUCUUUGUAUGGCUUUUCAGCCGAGCAGGCGGGUUAUGAGUCAUUUUUGGCCAGAGAUUUAAAAAAUAAUGCCAAAAUUUUGAAAUACCUCCAGGAGAACUCAUGGUUGGACCCCUACACUGUGGCGGUGCUCAUCGAUUUCACACUUUACAAUGCGGAUGGCAAUAUGUUUAGUCUGAUUUCCCUGCUGGUGGAACAAACGCCCUUUGGUGGGGUCAUCUGGCAACUGGAGGUUCAGUCAGUGGUGUUGUUAACAAAUCUGGAGCAAUUGUCUGCCGGCGGGUGGUUCUUGAUUGUCAUUUAUAUUCUACACCUCAUGGAGUUUUCAAAUAGCCUCUUCUCGAAAUGGUGGUGGAUGGGAGAAGGAGGUGUAGUAGGAUUUCUCAAAUCUCCCUGGAAUUGUGUGGACUUGGUGUUGAUACUUUUAAACCUUACCAUAGCUAUUCUGCUCAUCUCACGAGAAUCUUGGGUAAAACAUUUGCUAAUCACCCUGGCAUCCGCCCAUAAACUGGAGUACCUUGAUUUCCGCACUGCCAAUUUCUUUGAUUACAUGGCAACCAUAGGCAUGGGCUUUUUGGUGUCCCUAACGACCAUACGUCUCUGGAAAAUCCUACAAUUUGCCAGUGUCUUUCGGCUAUUCACCACAACCCUAUACUCGGCUGCGGGGAGCCUCAUAGCCACCCUAAUUGCCAUAAACAUUUUCCUCUUUGCCAUGGGCUUUGCCGCACAAAUUGUCAAUGGCGCCCAAACAGAGGUAUUUUCACGUUAUCUCAAAAGCCUAACAUCAAUAAUGAGUUUUUCAUUUGGUUUCAAUUCCCACACCCGGCCCGAGGAUCUGUCGCACGGUGGCAAUGCCUUGGGUUUUAUGCUCUAUCUGGUGCUAAUGUUUGGCGUUGCCAUAUUUUUGAUAAAUAUGUUCAUAACCCUGAUAUGUGAUCAUUUCGCCGCUGCUGCUGCGCGGCGUGAGAGAGAUAAUCAAGGGUCGGAGGAUCGUCUAAGUUAUUGGCAAUUUUUGAAAAUGGAAUAUGGAAAUUAUUUCGAAUUUUUGAAAUACUUUCAAAAGCCAGCUCCUGUCAAGAGUUUUCGGCAAGGGUUUAACGAAAAGUUACAACAUUUAGAAGAGAAAAAUGAAGAGAAAUCCUCUGAAAGGCAUGAGAACUUGGAUGUCAUCUAUGCGGCCGAUAUGAGGAGGAGCGAACAUAUCCGAAAUGUUGCAAAUAUUUUAAAAUUACAAAUGGAGAUAUUGAAUCGUGAACUCAGUGCCAGCUAUUUGGCAUGGGAGUCGGAUGAGGAAGGGAUGUAAUAGAAAAAAAAAAAAAAUAAAUAAAUAGCUUUUCUUUGUUUUUGAUGCCGAUCUUCU